AGGCGAUUGCUCAGAUCCAGAGUAACGGGUCUUCUUAGCUCCGCCUCGAAGAUGAGUUGACUAUUCAUUUUAACGCGGCCAAGCUCAUUAAAAUGGACGGGUUGUCUUUACGUUCAUUGAAUAAAACAUUUUUGAUUGUUAUGGUAUAUUGCUUAACGUCACUGUUUGGAACCAUAUGUUGAUGAUAAAGCUACGAACGCGAGAAGUGAACUAAAGUGAUUUAAACUUGGCAACAAACGGGGCACUCAUGUUGAGUUAUACUUUAGCCGGUGAAAUAUCGGGAAAAAUGCAAUGCCUUACAGAAGACUAGUUAGCAGAAUUGAACAUUCGUGUUAAGUUUGCGUUAGGAGUCACACUGGCCACAAUUUGCACGGAAUCUCUGCUGAGGGAGUAUCUGCAUGAAGAACGUCCGAGCACAGGGACUCCGGACAGCCACAUCCUCCCUCAGAAGAGCUUCCAGAGACACCCCCCCCUCUACCAAGGCAUACAACUACAAGCCACCACCCUGGAGCCGGUCCAGCACCUCAUCCCAUCCACCCGCCUCCGAAACCCCAAGAGGCGACACACCCUGCGACUCCUCCGCUAGCACAGCUCUGGACUGCGCAACAGUGGCCAAUGUAGCGCUCAGCUGCCGGUUGCUGCUGGGAAAAGCGGUGAGCGUGUAACUCGGUCCGCUGGUCUCGUGGGCAGAGCCGAGGAGUACUGUUACACCGGCCUGCCAGCCCUUAUGCAUGUUUCAUCUGUUGCUCUCGGAACAGAAGACCCUUUUGUUUAGCUCUUGCAGCCCUCUCCUCUCCUCUCCAGCCUGAGGGACGGAGCGACUGCUGUUGGAGGGUGAGGACACAGGUCACACCACAGCUGACGAGGACAGAGUUUCAGUGGCCGGGUACAGAGCCAGGCCAGAGCCAGGGCCAAAUUCAGGACCAGGAUAUCUAAAGGAUUUGCUGGAUUGCUUGUUGUUAGUCAGUACCCCGAAGAGGUGUUCAUCUUUGGAGCCAGUUGUGACACACACGCAGGGAGUUCAGGAUUUCCAAAGAAGCCUCGGCAAUAGGAGGACCAACUUGCCAUCUGACUGUCACCCGCUUCAGCAGAUUCCACGAACGAGGACUUCCUGUACUCCUGUCGAGACACUCAGCCAUUCCAGCAGAUCUCGAUCAAUCUCCCAAACCUCGGUAUCACCUCAAGACAGUGUGUGUGUGUGUGUGUGUGUGUGUCGCGUUCAAUCUCCAAACUGUGGUGCGGGAAGCCAAGACCGAGCAUGACCGAGGCCCUCCGGCCGCCCGCGGUCCAGGUGAGCAUCCCUCUCGACGCCCCCGUCUACUCGGACGGCGGCAACCGCGCCGCCUCGGACCAUUCCGUCUGGUCCAGCUACUCCACCCCGACGCUGCGGCGGAAGCGCUUCAAAAUGCGCCGCAUGAGAAACGUGCCGAGCGAGCGGGAGAAGGAGAAAGAGCGGGAGAAAGAGCGGGAAAAGUGUCGGCCGGCGAACGGGCGCCCGGUGAGCCGCUCCCACUCGGCCUCCAAGGAGUACCUGCAGCUGCCCUCCAUCGAGAUCACGCCGUCCAGCGACGAGGACGCCAUAUCCUCCUGGUCCAACUGUUCCACGCCCAGCGCCUCGCCACGCCGCAAGCGCUUCCUGCUCCGCAAGUGGCUGAGGGUGCGCGAGAAGAAGGAGCACGGCAGCGAGAGCAGCAGCCAGCAGAGCAGCCAGCAGAGCAGCCAUGAAGACGACUCCACUCGCUUCCUGACCCCCCUCAUCCGAGAGGAGAGGUCUGACAGUGCAGUGGACAGGAUCAGCACUGCCAGUAACUCGAACAGGAGCACGCCUGCCUGCUCGCCCAUUCUGCGUAAGCGCUCGCGCUCGCCCACGCCCCAGAGCCUGGAGGGUGAGACCAUGGUGGAGAAGGGCUCGGACCACUCCUCUGACAAGUCCCCCUCCACGCCCGAGCAGGUGGUCCAGCGCACCUACUCGGUGCAGUCUGCGCGCAGCGGAGGAAAGAACUCCAAGAAGAGCCAGAGCUGGUACAACCAUGAAAGACAGCACAUCCUGAGAGUGCUGAGCCCCACGUACAAGCAGCGGAAUGAGGACUUCAGGAAGCUGUUCAAACAGCUGCCGGACACGGAGCGCCUCAUCGUCGACUACUCCUGCGCCCUCCAGCGAGACAUCCUCCUUCAGGGACGACUCUACCUCUCGGAAAACUGGAUCUGUUUCUAUAGCAACAUCUUCCGCUGGGAAACGCUGCUGACCGUGCGGCUGAAGGACAUCUGCUCGAUGACGAAAGAGAAGACGGCGCGCCUCAUCCCCAAUGCCAUCCAGGUGUGCACAGACUCAGAGAAGCACUUUUUCACCUCAUUCGGUGCACGAGACAGGACUUACAUGAUGAUGUUCAGACUGUGGCAGAAUGCUCUCCUGGACAAGCCCUUGUGCCCCAAAGAGCUGUGGCACUUUGUGCACCAGUGCUACGGCAACGAGCUGGGCCUGACGAGUGACGACGAGGACUACGUCCCCCCGGACGACGACUUCAACACCAUGGGGUUCUGCGAGGAGAUCCCCAACGAGGAGAACGAGGUCGUCAACGACAAUUCGUCCAAGAGCAGUGCCGAGGUAAGGCACGAGGGCAGCCCGCUGCCCGCGCACAAGAAGUCCCUCUCCACCAGCGCCCUGGCCACGCCCCCCGGCGGAGACACGCCCCUCUCAGUGAGUCCCGCUGACGCGCAAGAGUUCGACCUGACUACGGAGGAGUACACCGACUGCCUCGCUGGCGGCGAGCUGCUGGCCAUCCCCCUAGUGGAUGAAGGUGCUGAGCCCAGGGGCCUGGUGCCCUCGCCCUCGCUUGACUUCAACGACAACGAGGACCUCCCCACUGAGCUGAGCGACUCCUCGGAGACCCACGAUGAAGCAGGGGAGGUGCAGGCCUUCCACGAAGACCUGAACGGGCGGCAAUACAUAAACGAAGUGUACAAGUUCAGCGUGGACAAGAUGUACGACAUCCUCUUCGCAGAGUCCCAGUUCAUGAACGACUUCAUGGAGCUGCGCAGGUUCUCAGAUGUGGUGUAUCACCCGUGGAAGAAGGAAGAUGCUGGGAACCAGACCAGAGAGAUACUGUACACGAUCUCACUGUCGAACCCUCUGGCACCCAAGACCGCUACGGUCACAGAAACACAGACGUUAUACAAGGCCAGCCAGGAGAGUGAAUGCUACAUCAUCGACGCCGAAGUCAUAACCCACGACGUCCCCUACCACGAUUACUUCUACACGCUCAACCGCUAUAUGCUCACCAGGGUGGCUAAGAACAAGUGUCGUUUAAGGGUGUCCACCGAGCUACGCUACAGGAAGCAGCCAUGGGGACUGGUUAAGGGCUUCAUCGAGAAGAACUUCUGGAGUGGGUUGGACGAGAACUUCCGCCAUCUCGAGUUGGAGCUGGCUAAGUUGGAGGACAUGCUAACGGAGGCUCACCUGCCGUCGCCGAAGGCCAAGGUGGCCGCGGUGAGGCGGCGGAAACGGCCGCUCGUGCACCUGCGAGGCCCGCACAUGGACGAGGCCCUGAGCCCCGUCACCACGCCCACCGACGAGGAGGUGAUCCACCGCAUCAAGCACGUGGCGGGCUCCACCCAGACCAGGCACACGCCCGAGCACCUGCCGGGGGGGUCGGGCCUCUACAGCGUCUCCAAGCUGCUGCUCAUCAUCAGCUUUGUGAUCUGUCUAAGCUUGGUUCUCCUGGUGUUCCUCAACAUGAUGCUGUUCUACAAGCUGUGGAUGCUGGAGUAUUCUGCACAGUCUCUCACUACUUGGCAGGGCCUGCGGCUUCAUGAAAGCAAACUGCCUCAGACACAGAUGGAGUGGGCCCAGCUCUUAGAGUCCCAACAACGUUACCAUGACGCUGAGCUGCACAAAUGGAGAGAGAUCAUAAAGUCAUCCGUGCUGCUGCUAGACCAGAUGAAAGAUUCUUUGUUGAACCUUCAACGAGGCAUCGGCUUGAGGGAGCACAGCUCAGAAGCUGAAGAGAAAAGAAGUCGCUACCACUGACAUACGACCCCCCCCAGGCCUUGAGGGGAUGGCGUGCAAUAUAGGAACUGUUUGUGCGUGAACAUACAAACGUAAACAAACAGAGAGAGGGGGUGAGGAGAGAGACAAACUGUCCGCUGCUGUUUCCAACUGCGGGGGUGGGGGGAGGCAGAGGGACAUAGUGAACCCCCCCCCCACGUCCCCCUGCCCUAGCUCAGAGGUCGACCGUGGACAGGAGAGACGCCAAACCUCACGACAGACUGGAAGUGAGGUGUCGUCGUCCGUCCGUCCCCCCUUCCACUCCACACACACACACAGCUCCUAGGCAUCAAAGUGAGCAGCCGCAGGCACCCUUACAGGUCUGUCUCGCCUCCUGUCCUCCCUCAAGGCCCGCCGGCACUCGGGUUGGGGGGGGGUUGGGAGGGGAAGAAUGUGCAGCAUGCGAUUUGUCCUCUUCACCGCGACUCCCCUCUGCAAACGUCCACGGCUCUCUUCCCGCUCUGCGAGAGCUCGAGGAAGAACAAACGUUGGGGAGAGGGGAGGAGGGCGGGCGGGCGGGCGGAGGGUCCUCACAGUCCUAUAGGCUUUCUACACUUCCUCGACUGUUCCGAACCUGAUCAUCCCCUAGGCGUCCUUGCUGCAGUGUCCCUUUUGUUAACCCCUUCAGAUCCUGGGCCCAGAUCGAUGGCGUUCUCACAGUAGCAGGAUCACCAGCACAGGGAUGGAGGAGAGCACGUUCCGCAUGUGGAAACUGACUUCCACCCAAAUGUCUACUGCCUUGUUUUAAACCUGGUCGUAUCCAGGUGCGUUUGGGGGCUGGUUCCCUUGACGCCCUGGUCCCAGGUGUGUUGUGUUGGUAUAUUUAUUAUGUCUUACUGGAAGAUUCCAUUUCUGAUCAAGGAUAAUCCUCAUGCACACCCAGUGUUUAUGAGCGAUAUCUAGAUUGCUGUGCGUUAUUGAAAGGCAAAUGAAGUGUCCCCAUAACUUGGUCAAGCUUUAGCGGUAAAGUGUGAGGUAAAAUGUGAACAUGAGAGUUCUUCCCACAGUUUACAAUGUUCAGUGCUGUAUUAUAUUGUAUCUAUACUGUCGCUAUCCUACAUUGUGUGACUUGGCCCAAACAUUCUAAUGGCCGUCAUAUACAUCACCUUACCAGUUGUGAAACCGUAUUUAGAAUCUUCAGUUCUGAAUCGAAUUAUGUGUUGCCAGUGAUCCUCUUUUCACGAGACAUCACAACCCGACAAUUGGUGACUCUUUUUAUGCACAGUACAGAUUUCCUUUGUGAUGUUGCACAUAUGUCCAAAUGAGUUCCUAGGUGUCCCUGUGAACAGAGAAUGUAACGGAAUCUUCCCGAAUGAUCUGUUUGUUUUGGUUUUGUUUUUCGAAGGGGAACAUUGGAAAACCCCGAUGAUGCUUAGAUGAUGUCAUUUGAAAAAGGAACACUGCAGCUAGGCAAUUGGGGGGGGCGUGUGUUCUUAAGUGUUUUAUUACUAAACUGUGAUUAUAUCUCUUUCAAAUGUUUCAAGAUGGAAUUAUAUAAAUAUAUUUGAAAUAUAUAUGUAUAUUUCACUAUUUAAUAUAUAUUUCAAAAUAUAUACACAUUGCAUAUAUUUAUUGUUAAUUUAUGUAAAUAGGAAAGUUAUCAGAGUUCUAGACAGGUUUAAAGAAUUUAUAAGGAAAAGUGUUUUCUUGAGAUAAGCAUCCCAGGUAUGUCUGUGACAUAUCUCGUGUGCACGUGUGCUUGAGUGUGUAUACUGUAUGAGUGUGUGUGCGUGUGCACGUUGUGUGUGUUUAUGUGUAGAGAGGGACGUUUCUACCAUUCCACACUCGUGUCUCAACAUUUCAUUUCCGGCACAUGUAGCCAAACUGCCUUUUUGAUGCCCAUGCGUUUGAAUGCAGCCUUGCAUUGGCCUAACAGGCUACAGUUUACAAUCUGCCCCACACGGGCAAUCCAGUGUCAAUGCCACGACCUGCAAGUGGCUUGAUUCGACUACAUACACACACGCGCAAACUUUGCUUAUCGCCAUCAUCCACAUUUUAUAUUCCCAUCUGCCCUAAUAGUACAUCCCAAAACUCCCCACACACGUAACAGUAAGUGUUUAUACUGAAGGUAUUCCCCUCACCAAUUUAUAUUAAACCAAAAUUGAAAAUAUAUUAAACCCCUCUAAUAUGUUAGUUAUUCUCAGUAUAAUCAGAAUCGAAAAGACAAAUGACAAAAUACUGUAUGGGUCCAUAGCAACCGUGAAUUACUGAGGGAGGGAUUAAAACACGUCCAAAAACACUUCCUGUAUGAAUGAGAGAGAAAAGCAAUGCACUUUAUAGACCUUCCAAAUAAUGAAGGAGAGAGAGAAGCACUUUGGUCUGUGGAGGCAGAGUGAUCAUUAGCAACUUCCCUAAUUGAGAUGGGAUUCAAGCACUGUAACGUAGCCCAUUUUCAAAUUCCGUUGAACUCCAAUCAAAAAACAUAUUUAGUUUACCCAAAGAUUUGUGCUGACUAUAUCCCUUGAUAUUUAAAUGAUGCAUGUGUUCAUUUCUUAUGUCAUAAAAGGCAGCAUGACUCUGGUGUGCAGGUAUACGGGCAAGCCGUUUUCCAGAAGUAUCUCGAAAUAGCAAUUACAGACAGGUUGGAGUGACUGUUGCUCUCGAGUAUUUCAGGGAUUUGUGGGAGGGGGAGGUGUGUGGAGGGGAAAGAUCUUGAAUGUGUGAUUGUGUUGGUGUGUUCCUAAACAAGGCAGUUGCUAUCCUGAAACGAUGCUGUUGGCUUGGAUCCCCUGCAGAGUAUGACGAGGGUGUACUGUUCAUUUGAGAAAAUCUCCAAAACCUGUAUCCCCAAGUGGUUGGAGAAAAGAUCCCUUUACCACACCAGAUAUAUUUACACACACAAAUAUGAUGUCCUGCUGUGGUUGUUUCAUAUAUAUGUUACACUACUUCCUAUAUAUGAGGUGACUCUGAACGUUUGUUUUAAAGUGUAUGGUCUCAUUUCUUGGAUUUUCCUAGAUUUCUGGAAAUUUGCUUGGAUUUCUGUAUUUAUGUAGGACUAAUAUUUGACCAUUCUCAACGUAUUAGAAAAACAAGUGUGGACAUGCACGGUGAGCGAGUUUAUGUCAGCAAAUCAUGUUUGCUGCAACUAAUAUGAAAUCAUUCCAGAAUAGGGUUACUCUUCAAUUUAUCUCUGACAUUUAUAUUCAAACUACUUUAUAAACGUAUGACGAUAAGCUGUUAGUAUGUUAUAGCCUGUUACAGCUAUCCUCAUUUUCACAAGAAAACAGCAACAAAAUAGUCAUGGCCCAUACAUCUCCCAUAAUGUUUAGAAUGGUUUUAUGGACAUUAUCUCAAAAGGACCUGAGGUGAACAGUUUCCUUGUUCUUGUCUUGAUUUUUUCAUUUCCAGUUACAAUGAUUGUUGGAUGAGUGUGAGAUUUUCCAUUGCAUUCAACAUUCCAAUCAAACAUCUUGGUUACCCAUCUAAAGACGUAUGUAGACUGACAACAACUGCGCAAUAUCAUAAAUAGAACCAAUCAUUUCUUGUAGAUGUGGUCUUAUUUGUAGCUUGUUUUUUGUUCUAUUGGUUUCCUUUUCUCUAAUCUAUAUUUUCUGCUGUGCACUCACCCCGAUAUUGGCAUUACCAUUUGAUGAUUGUUUGAUUUCAAUUAUUUCUAGACAGCUAUGUAACCAAGGCAACUUGGAGGUGUCUUAAUGUCACCGAUUUGUUGGCAUAGACAGCUAAUUAAUUGUCAUUUCCCCGACUUCAUUAAUUUCUGUUUGCCUCAUUGUUGUGAAUACGACAGAAGUGAGGCCCGAUCCCAAUCACACUCUGGUUAAUGCACAACAGGGAAUCCCACUCCCCUCUCCUUAAAAUGACUACUGAACACAUUAAUAGCAAGAUUCCAUUACUGGUGUGGCUUUGUUUAAAAAAGAAACCUGAUGUAUGUUUUUUUUAGACCUGUUUUGAUCUCUAGAGACAAUAUUAGAUUUAUACCUGAUAUACUGUAAGUAUAUGUUGUGUAUCUGCAGUGUACCACACACUGACAAAAGAAUCAAAUCUACGCUGUGCGUGGGUUUGGACUUGACGACGACUUUGCCUAAUAGAGACUAAGAUGCAGUGGCUUUCUGGUUCAUGUGAAGUAGAGAUGGGAGGGAUGAAUAAAAAAUAUAUUGAACAAAUGUGAA
Molecule: messenger RNA, 8172 nt
Organism: Hypomesus transpacificus
Lineage: Eukaryota; Metazoa; Chordata; Actinopteri; Osmeriformes; Osmeridae
Gene: gramd1bb
Product: GRAM domain containing 1Bb
Exons: 23
Coding region: 1259-4027 (922 amino acids)
Biological process (GO): intracellular sterol transport
Cellular component (GO): plasma membrane; endoplasmic reticulum membrane; endoplasmic reticulum-plasma membrane contact site
Molecular function (GO): sterol binding; sterol transfer activity
Source: RefSeq, a predicted model, not a curated record